Molecule: messenger RNA, 634 nt
Organism: Pseudomassariella vexata
Lineage: Eukaryota; Fungi; Ascomycota; Sordariomycetes; Amphisphaeriales; Pseudomassariaceae
Exons: 5
Coding region: 1-576 (191 amino acids)
Source: RefSeq, a predicted model, not a curated record
AUGGAAUCAAACCCGAUCAACGCUGGGCCCGUGGUCCUUCUCAUCGUCAAGGCUAAGAUGCAAAAAUACCUGCCACAAUUAUGGAAACCUUCGACUGGUCUUCUAUCCGCAAGCCUGGCCGAGGCACACGCCAUACAGUUUGUCGCCCAGCACACAUCGAUUCCAGUGCCGAAGGGAUGGCGCAACCGCCCAGGAAAGUCCAAGACACAGAUCCUCAAUCAGCUCCGCAGCAUGGUUGCUGAGCCUCGCUCUAUCAGCCCACCUGAAGGGAUGGGCGUUGCUAACGUCAACGGCGGCCCCUUCUGCGAUUCCUCCCUACCUCCCUCCCUCGACGAACUUUUUGGCUUCUACCGGCAGCUAUGUGGUAGACCGGUUUUCACGCACGGCGACCUGAGCAUCUUAAACAUCCUUGUGCGGGCCAACGAUGUUGUUAGCAUCAUAGAUUGGGAAACGGAAGGCUGGUUCCCGUAUUACUGGGAAUACACUUGUGCGUGGAAUGUCAACAAGUACUUGACGCCGAUGCCGUACGAACUGAGGAUGGAAAGCAUCCGGCGCAAGUAUCUUGGUGCUUUCUAAAGUGGGAACUAAAUCGGUCUCCACAACUGAAGUACAGGUAAAAAUGCUUAUCUCCUAG